UAAUCAAAUGCGUGACACAUAUUUAAUGUAAACCUCCAAGUUUCUUUGAGAAUUCGAUAACAACACGCAUCCCUUUUCCCCACCACAUUAUUUUUCCUUCUCCUACUUCCACAAAAUCGGCAUUUCUUCCCACAACCACUAUUGAGUAGCUCCAAAUUUUUAUAUCUAGCUCUUUCUUAUGCUAGAAUUUGAUUCCUCUUCAUUCUUCAACAACUCCAAUGUAUUCCUUAGCCCAACACAAGUACAUACCAAGCUUCCACCACCAAGCUUGCAAGAACCACCCACCCCACCACCCAUCGUCUCCAGUGUUUUGUUCCACCACAACCACAAAGUCUAGGGACAAGCCCAAUCCUAAGCCAUUGGUCAUUGAGCCAUGGCUCGUGCCGGUGCCGCCAACGGUGGUUACCGCCGAUAACCCCCGUCCAAUGAACAAUGACCCAAGUUUGCAAUCAACAUGGUCUCAUAGAGCAUGGGUGGCAGCUGGAUGCACAACUUUGCUCAUUUCAUUGGGAGAGUCUAUAAAGGGUGCAAUGGAUUUGAACAUGUGGGCUGAGCCCAUUUUGGCAGGUUGGGUUGGAUAUAUUUUGGCUGAUCUUGGAUCUGGGGUUUACCAUUGGGCCAUUGACAAUUAUGGCGAUGCUUCAAUCCCAAUUGUUGGAACCCAAAUUGAAGCCUUUCAAGGUCAUCACAAGUGGCCUUGGACCAUCACUAAGCGUCAAUUUGCUAACAAUUUGCAUGGAUUGGCACGUGCAGUGACCUUUACAGUGCUUCCUAUAGUCCUUCUUUGCCAUGACCCUAUUGUUGAAGGGUUUGUUGGGAUGUGUUCAGGUUGCAUCAUGUUUAGUCAACAGUUUCAUGCAUGGUCACACGGCACAAAGAGCCGGCUUCCCCCGCUCGUGGUGGCGUUGCAAGAGGCUGGUGUGCUUGUGUCACGGUCGCAACAUGCCGCACACCACCGGCCACCGUAUAACAACAACUACUGCAUAGUGAGUGGAGUAUGGAAUGAUUUUCUUGAUAAGCAUAAGGUCUUUGAAGCCUUGGAGAUGGUAUUGUAUUUUAAAACAGGGGUUAGGCCAAGGUCAUGGAGUGAGACUGCCUCUGAGUGGAUUGAGGAGAUUGAGACCCCUUCUCAAAUCCAAGCUCAAUGAUGUUUAUUCUCUUUAAUUUUUAAACCAUUUAUUUCAGUAUGAAAUAUUUUGUUGUUUUAUAUAUAUAAAAAAAGCUUUUGGCUCAUGUCAUGUUACACGACAUUUAAAUUUAUAAUGCUUGGAAGGCUAAAUAUAUGAUACGAGAGGUCUUUGUUGUUUCUUUCUAAAGAGUAAUGUUCAAAAUUUUUCAUUUA
Glycine soja is the source of this 1342-nucleotide messenger RNA. RefSeq names its product fatty acid desaturase 4, chloroplastic-like. The transcript has a single exon. NCBI's taxonomy places the organism in Eukaryota, Viridiplantae, Streptophyta, Magnoliopsida, Fabales, Fabaceae. The record is from RefSeq and is a predicted model, not a curated record. Bases 219 to 1148 code for a protein of 309 amino acids.